This is a messenger RNA of Fragaria vesca subsp. vesca, 2522 nucleotides long. RefSeq names its product probable inactive receptor kinase At1g48480-like. The coding region runs from base 265 to 2226 and encodes 653 amino acids. The transcript is spliced from 2 exons. The record is from RefSeq and is a predicted model, not a curated record. Gene Ontology annotation, molecular function: protein kinase activity; ATP binding; protein binding. Gene Ontology annotation, biological process: protein phosphorylation. NCBI's taxonomy places the organism in Eukaryota, Viridiplantae, Streptophyta, Magnoliopsida, Rosales, Rosaceae.
CUCACCCUCUCUCUCUCUCUCUCUCUCUCUCUCUAGGAAACCAGUAGAGAGAGAACACCCACCAAAAGGGCCAAAAAGCAAAAAGCAAAGAGCAAAUGCAGGUCCCCAAACACCCACACUAGUACUUGUACUACCACCACCACUCCUCUCUUCUCCCUCCUCACUUUCCCAAACCAACACAACAAAAAUGGAUGAGCUUUGAAACCCAAACCCAACUCACUUCAACUCCCGUUCCCCCAGUUCUGGUCUUUUUUCCACCAAAAGAUGGAUUCCCAUUCCCAAAGACAGACCCUUUUUCCGGUCUUCUUUCUCACCAUACUAGUCUUGCUCCCACUAGUAACUCCAGAUCUGACCUCCGACCGCGCAGCCCUCCUCGCUCUCCGCUCCGCCGUCGGCGGCAGAACCCUCCUCUGGGACGUGACCAAGCCCAGCCCAUGCUCCUGGGCCGGAGUCAACUGCGACGACAACCGCGUCAGUGUGCUCCGUCUCCCUGGUGUGGCUCUCCACGGCACCAUUCCCACUGGCAUUUUCGGAAACUUGACUGCUCUCCGCACUCUCAGUCUCCGUCUCAAUGCUCUCACCGGCCCUCUCCCCUCAGAUCUCUCCGCCUGCGUUACUCUUCGUAACCUCUACCUGCAAGGGAACUUGUUCUCCGGCGAAAUCCCUGAGUUUCUGUACAGCUUGCAUGACUUGGUCCGGCUCAACUUGGCCUCCAACAACUUCUCCGGCGAGAUCUCACCCGCAUUCAACAACCUCACCCGGUUAAGAACACUCUACCUCGAGAACAACAACCUUCAUGGGUCUAUUCCGGCGUUGGACCUCCCCAAGCUCCAGCAGUUCAACGUUUCGAACAACUUGCUGAACGGGUCUAUUCCGGUGAAGCUACGUUCUUACAAAUCGAGCUCGUUUCUGGGGAAUUCUUUGUGUGGAGGGCCUCUCGGUGUUUGUCCUGGUGAGGUUGAAAAUGGGGACAUCAACUUGGACGGUAGUAAGAAGAAUAGCAAGCUCUCCGGUGGCGCUAUCGCCGGUAUUGUUAUCGGAUCUGUGAUUGGUUUCCUUGUCAUCCUGGCGAUUUUGUUCCUUCUGUGCCGAAAGAAGAGCAGCAAGAAGACCAGCUCGGUCGACAUUGCCAGGACGGUGAAGCACCCGGAAGUGGAGAUUCCGGGAGAGAAGCUGCCGGAGUCGGAGACCGGAGGUGGUUAUGGAAAUGGGUACUCGGUGGGGGCGGCGGCCGCGGCGGCGAUGGUGGGGAAUGGGAAGAGUGAAGCUAGUGGUGGUGGUGGUGGAGCUAAGAAGUUGGUGUUUUUCGGAAAUGGGCCGAGGGUGUUUGAUCUGGAGGACUUGUUGAGAGCCUCGGCGGAGGUUUUGGGGAAGGGGACGUUUGGGACGGCGUACAAGGCGGUUUUGGAGGCCGGGACGGUGGUGGCAGUGAAGAGGCUUAAGGAUGUGACCAUUACGGAGAAGGAGUUUAAGGAAAAGAUUGAAUCUGUGGGAGCUAUGGAUCAUGAGAGUUUGGUUCCUUUGAGAGCUUAUUAUUUCAGCAGAGAUGAGAAGCUUCUUGUCUAUGAUUACAUGCCCAUGGGAAGCUUAUCUGCGCUUUUGCAUGGAAACAAAGGAGCAGGAAGAACUCCACUGAAUUGGGAAAUCAGGUCAGGCAUUGCCCUUGGAGCUGCGCGUGGAAUUGAAUACCUACACUCUCAAGGCCCCAAUGUCUCUCACGGGAACAUAAAGUCCUCUAACAUCCUGCUCACAAAAUCCUAUGAAGGUCGGGUUUCUGAUUUUGGCUUAGCACACCUUGUUGGACCCUCCUCCACUCCCAACAGAGUUGCUGGCUACCGAGCACCAGAGGUGACUGAUCCUCGUAAGGUUUCACAGAAGGCCGAUGUUUACAGCUUCGGGGUACUGCUCUUGGAGCUACUCACAGGGAAGCCCCCAACCCAUGCUCUCUUGAAUGAGGAAGGAGUUGACCUACCAAGGUGGGUUCAGUCCAUUGUUAAAGAAGAGUGGACUUCUGAGGUUUUCGAUCUUGAGCUUCUGAGGUACCAGAACGUCGAGGAGGAGAUGGUUCAGCUAUUGCAACUUGCGAUAGAUUGUUCAGAACAGUAUCCUGAUAAACGCCCUUCAAUAUCUGAAGUGACAAGGCGCAUUGAGGAGCUACGCCGUUCUACAUUGCGAGAAGAUCAGCCGGAUGCUGUCCAUGAUAUUGACGAUGGGUCUUCGCGAUGAGUUGAUAUGUGCCCCUCCCAACGACCAUUUUCUUUCAUUGAUUUGUAGUACAAUAUCUGCUUUCUUGUGCCCAUACUUUUGCUUGUUAAGUUUCUUGCUCUUCUUGCAUGUUAAAUUCUGGGUCUCAUCUUACCUUCAUUAGGAGCCAACUAUUAUUUUUUUUACCCCUUUCUUUUAUCUGUCAAUGUACUAGUUUUUACAUUUUGAUUGAUACACUUUUGGGGUGGAUAUUUGUUCCAUUAGUUGUUGGUGGAUGAUGGUUGCUGUAAUUAUUACUUCACCUUUGCCUUUAUUGG